Molecule: messenger RNA, 1033 nt
Organism: Owenia fusiformis
Lineage: Eukaryota; Metazoa; Annelida; Polychaeta; Sabellida; Oweniidae
Source: the annotation of a GenBank genome assembly
CUCAAUGUCGAUUUGAUAAAGGGCUUUUUACUUCGUUUACAAUAUUGAAAUGUUUUGGUAUUUUGUUUAGAUUUAUGAUAUUCCAGAGACACAUGUCUCUGGAUAAUCCCAUCGCAGCAGAAGGCGUGGAUCAACAACAGCUUAAAUCAAUCCAGACUUUUUUAUUUGGUCGUCAUCAACAAUUAUGAACAUCUUGAAAUUGUCUAAGUACCAAGCGUAAAGCAACAACGGAUCUCUUGAAUAUACAAGAAUACAACUACGAACGUCUGUAGAUUCUUGGAAUACAGAGUUUUUCGUUGUACAGAAACGAUGAAGAUGAAGCGAUUUGUAGAAGCAUCGCUGUUGAGUAUUCUCCUAGCUGACACUUUUACGACAGGACAAUCUGAAUGUUGCUUCCUUCAAGUGAAUACUUGCGAUGAUCGUUAUUCGUCAAUUACUAGAAACAGCUUCAUCUUGAAUGGACUUGAGGCAAAACUGAACGAAUGUGCAGGAAAAGCAAUGGAUAUCGCGUAUAUUUACCAAUCAAUGCAAUACUUUUUUCGGCGAGAUGAUAUUGCCUUCAUGGGUCUUUCUAAGGCGUUUAGGAAUGCCUUCUACAACGAGAUUGUCCUGACUCUAGCUAUCAGGGAUUAUGUCGAUACAAGGGGAGGGUGUGUCACGUUUCCAGAUAUUACAGCCCCACCCGAGUGCCAUUGGUGCCAGGUAGAUGCUAUACAAAGAUCUUUAGAUGAGACAAUCGGCCUCUGUGAUUGCCUCAAUGAAGCAGCGGUCAUUGCAAAUGCUGCAGAAGAUUUCGGGGCAUUGGAGUUCUUGAGUGUUUGGGCUGCAGAACGUGUGGAUACGGCCAAGGGCUUGAGCUACUUUCUGAAGGGGGCUCUUCUCAGCCAGGCUCGAUCUAGCAAUCAAUGGAUCUUUAAUGUUCUCCGUGACUGGAAUGUGGCGAUCUUUGCAAACAUGAUAACACCAGCGACGACAAAGCCUGAUCCACUUCCUCUAUCGUCAUAAGACUUAAUAUGUUAAUAAGUGUUAAAAA